CUAAUAAAGCACCGACGGCUUUUGUCGUACGUCGCGGCAUUUUUGCAAAAAAGCCCCUGAGGUUUACCGAAACCAACCCGCAGUCCUCCCUGAAGCUGGGGCUCGUCUGCCUACGCGCGUGCAGAAACAGAGAGCUCGCGGAUCUGGCCGACGAUGUGAGCUUCGCAGUAGGGCUCCGGCGUGGCGAGGAGGGCAAGGAAGUUCGGAUCCACAUGGCUGCGCGGGUCGGGGACGCCGCAGCGCUGCGUCGCGCGCUGGACGAGGCGGCGAUGGUCGUGGCGGUAGGAGAGGGGCUGGAGGCGGUCCGCUGCGCCGUGGCCGCGGAGGCCAACGAGGCCCGGGAGACGCCGCUCCUGGCUGCCGUGGAGAAGGGCCGCCUCGAGGUGGUGGUGGAGCUGCUCCGGCACCUCGACGCCCAGGGCGUCGCCGCGGAGGCCAACGAGGCCGGGAAGACGCCGCUCCUGGCCGCCGCGGAGAAGGGCUACCUCGAGGUGGUGGUGGAGCUGCUCCGGCACCUCGACGCCCAGAGCGUCGCCGCGGAGGCCGCCGGGGCAGCCCCCCUCGUCACCGCGGCGUUCCUCCUGCUGCCCCUUCGCCUCCUCUCACUCGCUUUCAGCCUCCACCUCCCCACCUUCCCACCCGUCUCUCCGGCCCGCCGCUCCGCCGCGGCGCUGCUGACCGUCGCGGCGCUCCUCACCGUCACAUGCGCCACACCCGAGGCUGGAUCCAUCUUCGCCCCCGACGGCUAGGCCCUCCGGUCGGAGAUCAGCGAGCUCAGGCUGAAGCUCGCGCGGUUGGGUCGCUUCCAUGACCAGACUUCAAAUAGGGGAGCUUAGUUUGCUUCUCAUCAUCAACUAUGGCCAUCUUUGCGUGGGCAUUUUUUUCCCCAAACUGAACUUGUCUAAACUAAAUUGUAUUGAUGUUCAGUUUAUAUUUGUAUUGAAGGAGUCGUGAAGGAUGUACAACCCGACAAAUUAAUCCUGGACAACGGAGAGGAUGUUCCUUAUGGUUUGCUUGUAUGGUCUACUGGAGUUGGUGCUUCAUCAUUCGUCAAGUCAUUGCCAUUUCCUAAGUCAGCUGGAGGAAGUGCCAGAUGUAUUCGCUGUUGGUGAUUGCUGUGGAUUCCUUGAAAGCACUCGCAAGAAAGUUCUCCCAGCCUUAGCUCAGGUUGCCGAGCGACAAGGCUUGUACCUUGCUCGCCUGCUCAACAGUGUGAUGAAAGCUGGAGGAGGGCAUGCAAACUCCCAUGUUAAAGUUGAUCUAGGUCCAAAGUUUGUGUAUAAGCAUCUAGGGAGUAUGGCAACCGUUGGAAGGUACAAAGCUCUGGUGGAUCUGAGGCAAAGCAAGGGCUCGAAGGGCAUAUCCAUCGCAGGAUUUGCAAACUAGUUCAUCUGGCGCUCGGCAUACGUGACUCGUGUUGUCGAAGUUAAACUCUCUGUUGAGUGUGUCAGGGUUGCUUCUUCUAUUUUCAGUUGUUCGUUGACAUCUACAUUAUUUUCAUCAUUCCAGGGCAACAAUUUGCAAUUGCUCAAAUUGAAGAGUUGUGUUUGAAUCCUGAUCAAUCGAUACCAAACGACCAAAUUCAUGAAAUUGUCGUCUUCCUUCACCAGACCGAUGGCCUGACAAAGCAUAUGGAUACUUUUAGUAACAUUGCUUCUCUUCUAGAAGUUGGACAGAGUCCUUUUUUUGCUCCCAUCCUCAAGGAGCAGUAUGAUGCUCAGUCAAUAAAUCCUUCAAGGUGUUUAAUCUUCCA
Messenger RNA from Hordeum vulgare subsp. vulgare (domesticated barley), 1753 nucleotides. Its product is annotated as ankyrin repeat-containing protein NPR4-like. Bases 213 to 749 code for a protein of 178 amino acids. The record is from RefSeq and is a predicted model, not a curated record. Gene Ontology annotation, molecular function: protein phosphatase regulator activity; protein phosphatase 1 binding. NCBI's taxonomy places the organism in Eukaryota, Viridiplantae, Streptophyta, Magnoliopsida, Poales, Poaceae. The transcript is spliced from 5 exons. Gene Ontology annotation, cellular component: plasma membrane.